CCGCCCUUUCCGCUCCUCCACUUCCUCUUCCGCCGCCGCCGCCGGAAGCGCCGAGUGCCGCCGCUGCAGCCAUGGCCUCAAGGUUACUGCGGGUGGGCGCGGCGCUGCGGCUCCUGCCCGCCGCCACCGCCCGGGCAGCGCCCGCCCGGCACUUCGCCGCGCCCGGCGACCUCGCCACGGACCAGGAGCAGGCGACGGGGCUGGAGCGGAAAGUGCUGGAGGCCAUGAACAAGGGCCUGGACCCCUACAGCAUGUUCCGGCCGAAGCGCUACGCGGGCACCAAGGAGGACCCCAACCUCGUGCCAUCCAUCACCGACAAACGCAUCGUGGGCUGCGUCUGUGAAGAGGACAACAGCUGCGUCAUCUGGUUCUGGCUGCACAAGGGGGAGGCGCAGCGCUGCCCGUCCUGCGGCGCGCACUACAAGCUGAUCCCCCACGAGCUGCCCCACUGAGAGCGGCCCGGAGGGAGCCCCCCGCAGCCCCCGGGGGGGUCCUGGGGUGUGAGACCCCCCCCCAACAACAACCGUCUGGUCUUUGAAAGCUGAGCCACCGCGGCGCUCGUUCUGCUGUGUCCCCCCCUUAUAUAGGAAAAGAACUGUGUGUUGAGACCCAG
Messenger RNA from Numida meleagris (helmeted guineafowl), 613 nucleotides. RefSeq names its product cytochrome c oxidase subunit 5B, mitochondrial. The record is from RefSeq and is a predicted model, not a curated record. The transcript is spliced from 4 exons. Gene Ontology annotation, biological process: mitochondrial electron transport, cytochrome c to oxygen. Lineage: Eukaryota; Metazoa; Chordata; Aves; Galliformes; Numididae. Bases 72 to 452 code for a protein of 126 amino acids. Gene Ontology annotation, cellular component: mitochondrial envelope.